Molecule: messenger RNA, 813 nt
Organism: Ylistrum balloti
Lineage: Eukaryota; Metazoa; Mollusca; Bivalvia; Pectinida; Pectinidae
Product: chromosomal replication initiator protein DnaA-like
Exons: 1
Coding region: 1-813 (270 amino acids)
Biological process (GO): DNA replication; DNA replication initiation; regulation of DNA replication
Cellular component (GO): plasma membrane
Molecular function (GO): ATP binding; DNA replication origin binding
Source: RefSeq, a predicted model, not a curated record
AUGAGUUCAGAGCAGUUUAUGAACGAAGUUGUAAAUGCAAUACGCUUCGAGCGUAUAGAUGAACUUCGACACCGAUUUCGUAACCAAUGUGAUCUAUUACUUAUAGAUGAUAUACAAUUCCUUUCAGGUAAAGAACGAACUCAAAUCGAAUUCUUUCAUAUUUUUAAUACGCUGUAUGAACGUGGUAGACAAAUUGUUUUAACCAGUGAUUCUGUACCAAAAGAAAUUCCCGCUUUAGAAGAGCGACUUCGUAGCCGCUUCGAAUGUGGUCUUAUUGCUGAUAUUCAACCACCAGAGUUUGAACAUAGACUUGCAAUUCUUAAAAAGAAAGCUAGUGGUCUUGGUCUUAAUAUUUCUGAAGAAAUACUUACCUUUGUAGCAACCUACAUCCAUUCCAAUGUACGUGAACUUGAAGGUGCGUUAACACGCUUAAGUGCUAAAUCAAGUUUUGAAGGAAAGACGAUAGAUCUUGAUUUUACAAGACAAGUCCUAGGUGACCUAAUUGAAAUAUCAGGCCCUGGUGUAAAUGUUGAUCGAAUAUUGAAAGUCGUAGCAGAACUACAUCAUAUUCGUGUUAGCGACCUUCGUGGCAAAAGUCGCAAAAAAAAUAUUGCUAGACCUAGACAAAUAGCAAUGCACCUCUGCCGUGAACUGACAAGCUUAAGUUUACCAGAGAUAGGGCACCGCUUUGGUGGAAAAGAUCAUACAACAGUGCUACAUAGUAUUCGAAAAAUAGACCAACUAAUUCAAGAAGACCCUGAACUUUCUAGUCUAAUAGAUGGCCUUUCAAGGACGUUAACACGCAGUAGAUAA